AUGGAAGGGCGGUGCGCGAAAGGCGAUACUUGUCCAUUCGCACACGACUUCCAGCCACCAAAGAAACAAGAACUUUGCAAAUUUUACGCUGUCGGCGUUUGUUCAAAGGGCCCAACUUGUUUGUUUCUACAUGGAGAAUUUCCAUGCAAAUUCUUUCAUCUUUCCGGCAAAUGUACUCACGGUGGCUCGUGCAAAUUUUCCCAUGCCCCCUUGACUGCCGAUUCGAAGCUUCUGCUCGAUCGCAUCACAGGGGUUAAGGAGCUUCCACCAUCCCCGCAUGACCGUGGUUCUGAAACGUACCGACCCACCCGUGGGAACCUACGUCCCAGGUUCAUUGAACGCGGUGAUGUUGAUUACCGUUUCGGUCACAGGCCGCUUCAUUACAGCGAUCCUGAUCCUAACUACGAGCCCCAAUCACCUCCGCAUUUGAUCCCUGCGCCCAACUUCCACCCUGCUCCCCCCGGAAACACGCACGAACCGAGAGAUCUUUUGGGACCACGACCUCCGUUCACUUUUUCCCCCAGUAACAGAAUGGAAGCCCCGCGAUUCGGACUAGAAACAAGGUUUCGUAUACCUCUGAGUAACGCUUAUGCUGCUCCGAACUACGGACUGCCGUUCCCAGGUCCUGGCAUACCGGAUAGUGCUUUUCCCGCCCUAGGUCCGCGCAAAUUUCCACCAGAUCACUCCUUACCUUCACGGUUGCCACUGUAUAUGAUUCCUCGCGAUAGCCCAGGCCUAACAGAUUUCCCUCGGUUCAGAUCCCUUGGUCCUCGUGGCCCUCUUCCUAUGCGCCCACCAUUUAACCCCUCUCUCCAUGCAUCCAGCGAGGCGAUCGUUAGCUCUGAGCUAGACAAAAUGGCUGCGCUCUUGGCUUCUAGUACGACGCCGGAGACCUUGGAAGCCACCGCAUCGCCUCCUUCAGACCCCCGCAUUCAGUCCCCAAGUAGUGCCCAUAAAUUGGAGCCCAAUGCCUUUGAUCACGGGGAACUCAAGUCUCCCACUCUCCCUAGUGAUUUUCAGGCGCCAGCGAUAGGCUCACCCGAAAGUCAAGCCAAGAAACCACCGCCGAAUUUCACUUAUCCCGAUCCGAAUGUGAUGCCACUGCAGACGACCUUACCUACAUCCCCAGCUUCAGUGCAAUGGCGCCUUAUUCAGCUCGAUAUGAAUGUCAAAAUACCCUAUCCUCUGAUGCAGCUACCUAUAGAAGAGCUUCCGCAUCGUUACGAAGACCCAAGACUUCGCGGGCAACUCGCCACUCUUCGGUCGCAACCCAAACCCAUUGUUCCGAAGGAUGACAAUAUCGGGUGCGAAAUUGAAUCGCCAAAGACUGAGGAUGCGGUCCUUGACUCAAAUCAGCCAGAGGAAGAAGUUGUGAAACCAGUUGUUGCCAUUUCAAGACGACCCGUGAAAUUGCAGCUGAACGAAAUGGCGAGCACUUUUGCCAAUAUUCAUACAACGAUGGCUGUAAGCGCGCCCACGCGAACGGGCGAUAGAUCGUACCUUGACGAUCCUCGAUUUCGGAGGCGACGAAUUGUAGCCACUGCACCAGCGUCCGAAGUGUCUCAAAAGGAUGCGGCUAAAGUUGCGGACUAA
Messenger RNA from Dicrocoelium dendriticum, 1593 nucleotides. NCBI's taxonomy places the organism in Eukaryota, Metazoa, Platyhelminthes, Trematoda, Plagiorchiida, Dicrocoeliidae. The record is from the annotation of a GenBank genome assembly.